Oncorhynchus nerka (sockeye salmon) is the source of this 2745-nucleotide messenger RNA. RefSeq names its product protein DEK-like. Gene Ontology annotation, biological process: regulation of double-strand break repair; chromatin organization. Bases 341 to 1702 code for a protein of 453 amino acids. Lineage: Eukaryota; Metazoa; Chordata; Actinopteri; Salmoniformes; Salmonidae. Gene Ontology annotation, cellular component: nucleus. The transcript is spliced from 12 exons. Gene Ontology annotation, molecular function: DNA binding; histone binding. The record is from RefSeq and is a predicted model, not a curated record.
UCCCGCUGACCAUUCAAAUAGAUUUUUCCCAGUUGGAGUGCAUUUUUUCGUUCUUUUGAACGCGCAUUUUGAGCCGACUUCGCUGCGGACUUUGACGGGGCACCCGGUUGACCAAUAAAACCAGGGAAAUACGGACUUUGGAUGUUAGAUUAGUCCUAAUUGGCUCAUUUCUAAUAUUGUGUGGUUUAGUUUAGUCAUGGUCGACUAAUUUCUAAUGUUGUGUUGUACGUCAUCUAAAUGAUUGCCCAUUGACGCCCACACUGCAACAAACCCGCCAUUUGGAACCUAAUCCAAUUCUGUUUUGGUGACGAGGGCAGCAGAUGUUACAAAGUGCACUGACAUGACUGAAGCAAUGGAUGAAAAGGUUUGUCCCCUGUCGGAUGAGGUAGAGAAAGAACCAAAGGUUGAAGACCUGGCGGACUCACCAGAAAAGGCCCAAAAACCACGGAAUGAAAUGAGUAGAGACAUAACUCUAUCUCAAAUAGUUGAAGGGAAGAGAGAGAAAAAGAUGGUGCAAAGACUUGAUUUCCAGGUUGCAAAACCUGCGAAGGUGCUGAAAGUUGAAAAUGGUGGCGGAGAUAAAUUAGGAGACAUUGCGAGAGUGAACCACCACCUCGGAAAGCUGAAGGUUCCAGAUCUGAAACCUCUUCAUACAAUACUCUUUGAUAUGCCAGGUAAGAUUGCCACAAUGAGGAAAAAUAUGCGGCUGUUCAAUGGCUUCCCGUUCGAGGUUGACAGUGAACCCUAUAUAAAGAAGAAGGAGAGGAUGAUGAAGAUAACAUGCGUAAGGUUGAGGACCAUCUGUAAAGUGUUGGACCUGGAGAAGGGUGGAAACCAGUCAGUCCUCAUCGACAGGAUCAUGACAUUCCUCAUGAGUCCCAGAAUAUCAGGAAAGCCUGUGAUCUCAAAGAGGAAGAAGAAGUCUAAGAAGAAUAUCUCAACCAAAGACUCUAAGAGCAAGACCAAGGCUAAGGCCAAGAGUAUAUCCAGCAGCCCCCGGAAGGUCAAAGCAGAGAGCAAGUCCAAAGCCAUCGUUACUGAUUCUAGCAGUGAUGAGGAUGAUGACUAUGACGACGACGAGCAAGGAGUCACAGUAGAACAAGAUGAGUCAGACGCUGAAAAGAAGAGCGAGAAAUUGGGAAAGCGGGAAAAGGUGACGACCGAUGAAGAUACCGACGAUUCUGAAGACUACGACGAUGAGGAUCCCAAGUCAAAUCCAGCAGCCAAGGGUAAGAGAACACCUGCCAAGAAGCGCGCGCAACCAGCAAAGAAGGCAGCUCCUGCCAAAAAGAAAACAAAAGACUCCGACCAGUCUGAGUCUGAUUCAGACAAGGAUGAUGAAGAUGAGAAAGACAGCGAGAGUGAAGUUGAGAAACCAAAAAAGAAACCGUCAGCUAAGAGGGCAGCACUGGCUAAGACUAAAAAAGCAGACAGCAGCAGUAACAAACAGAAAAAGACUGCCAACAAGGGCAAUGCAGCACUCGACAGCUCGGAUGACGAUGAGCCGUUGAUCAAGAUGAUCAAGAAGCCUCCUACAGAUGAGCAGCUAAAGGAAACGGUGAAGAGGCUGCUGAAAGACGCCAACCUGGAGGAGAUGACCAUGAAGAAGAUCUGCCAGAAAGUGUAUGACACAUACCCAGAGUAUGACCUGACCAGCAGAAAGGACUAUGUCAAGCAGACAGUAAAAACGCUGAUUUCCUAAAGAACAUGGGAAAAGGACAUAAACAGUCCUUGUGACAAAUAACUGUGAAUGUUCCAAUGCUGGAGAAGGAUAUAAUCAAAAGAAUGUGCCUACCUUCUUAGAACUGCUCAAACCCCAAGUUUUACUUCGUUGUGUUUGUUUUUAUUUCAAUCCUAAUGUUUUUAUGUUUCUGUAUUAUGUCAUUUCCAAUUUGACUGCACACUUCUCUUAGGUCAUAUGUAACAUGCUACUUAAGGCUUAUGCAUUUGAGUCAUUGCUUGUUAAUAAUCUGUGCUUUGUUAAUACACUUUAACUUUACAGUUUUUCUACUGAUCCCAAGCAAAGGGUGUUAGGCUAAACGAACAGUGUUUUAGAGCUUCAAGGUUGGUCACUAUAAAUGGAAACAUGUCCUCAGGCAAUGCAUGAAUUCACACAGUUUAUUUUAAAUGUAUUUCCUGAAUUGGCCAGUCAAAAUGGAGUACGGGUCCUCACUAUAGCUAUCCACUGCCUUUGCCUUCUGCGGAGGAUUUCAAAUCUUUCCCUCUGGUUUUGAUGCACAUAAAACAGCCUUAUAGCAACAAGGCUGGGGUGUAUUCACUAGGAACCGAAAAGGGAGGGCCCUACUGGAAUUUGACCAAUAGAAACUCUGGUUUUAGUAAGUAUGCGAUUUCUGUUGCAAAACAUUUUGGACUAAUAAUUCCACUCCUUUUCCAUUCUCCCUAGACAUUUUGUGUGAUAGUUUUGCAUGGCAAGCUGUUCAAUUGAGUUUUGAAAAGUAUUUAUUGUCAUGGUCAAGUCUUCAAACAUAUUCCUUGAUUGCAUUUAUAGGACUUCAUGUUUUUAUAUGUAAAUGUGUACAUUUUGUUAAUCAUUCUCUUUUGAUGAGAUCCUGUUUUAGUCCUUAAUUUGUCUCUGUAUGCAGUACAGGAUUCUGAUUUAUGUAGGUACCUUGCUCAAUGAAGAGUUGGAUCUUUUUAGGCAAUGUACCUUUGACAAAGUAAGUCAUUGAAUGAAAAUGUCUUCCAAUGUUCUGCAUAUAAAUUUACAUCAGAUUUUCGAACGAA